This is a messenger RNA of Biomphalaria glabrata, 1348 nucleotides long. RefSeq lists its product as uncharacterized. Lineage: Eukaryota; Metazoa; Mollusca; Gastropoda; Planorbidae. The transcript is spliced from 6 exons. The coding region runs from base 335 to 1348 and encodes 337 amino acids. The record is from RefSeq and is a predicted model, not a curated record.
AAUUAAUCACUAAACUGUAAAUACAUUUUUAGCAAUAUCCUAGUGACUUUUAAUUACAGUAAGUUUAUUAUCAAAGAAAUGUGUAAUAAAUGUACUAUUUUAUAGACUUUAAAUAUAACUAAAUUUUAAUGUGAACCCUUGCGAUCUUUUUUAUUCUAUUAUAUUUAAUUAACGUUUAAAUAUAUUUCUAUAAAUCCGUAAAAAAUUUAUUUAGUUGGAAUGAUUCUUCCAUUUGAACAGCAUUACAACAAAUAUCUUAAAUUGUAGAGAUAGUCGAAAAAAGUUUACGUUGUUAACAGUAAUUACUGUUUUGUUAGUAACAUUUCAAUCCUUUAUGCCCACUUACAUGUUGGACAUGGUAGGAGUGAUUAUAUUCUUAACGCUGGAUAUUUGGGGUGUGGCCUUAUGUCCCCCAGCAGAAGAAGGUCAACCUUACACUUUUACCGGCCAUUGGAAUAUAGAAAAUGAACAGGAGAUCAACUUCGGAGUUUCUUGGAGAAAGAAUAAUGUCCCCGUAGCUACCUGUGCAUAUUAUACAAAAUGUCGUAAUUACUUCAGCUACCCAAUCCGAACCACACUAACCAGAAAUCGAAAACAAGAAUUUUCUUCAAGUUUAACUUUGGAAAGUGUCUCUAGAACUAACGAGGGUAUAUGGACAUUGGUACAUGUCGGAAUGACUAGCCACAAAGAUCUGGAAAUAACGACAUUCUAUUUAAAAGUUUAUGCAAGAAGCAAAAAUACAAAGUGUAGCUACUCUUUAGACACAGUUAAUGCAUAUGUGACAUGCAGAAUUGUUGGAAUUUAUCCAUCAGCACUUUGUACGUACAUGUAUUACACCCAACAGUCAAUUAUGUUACCAGGGAAUGUAACAUAUCAAAUACACAAUACAACGGAAGAAAUCAAUUGUAAAAUUACGCUGCCCUUGACAAACUUGGAAAAAGACAGUCCUGUGGAUGUUAUUAUUACAAUUUAUCCCAACGUUACAAAUCAUUAUACUGAUAUGGAUUAUGGAGAUAAUAUAACAAUAAAGAUAGAAAAGGAACAACAACAAAAAACAACAACAGUUAAACCCAAGUUGUAUUUACAAGAAUGUUUGCUAGAGAUUGAAGUUGGGGAAUCCGUGAGAUGCACGUGCAGAGUUUCUUCUUUAAGUGAAGCCACAGUAUUGUGGUACCACGACUCACAAAUCGUGUUCAGUAACACGACCAAUGUUCUGGAAUUCAAAGCGGAAAAAAACGCUACAUUUAUUUGCCGUAUGUAUACCAGUGACAAUUUGACAGCAGGAGAAAUUGUGUACAGCCCUAACAUUGUCGGUAACUAUAAAUAUAUAAAUAUAAAAUGGUUAUAA